Molecule: messenger RNA, 303 nt
Organism: Desarmillaria tabescens
Lineage: Eukaryota; Fungi; Basidiomycota; Agaricomycetes; Agaricales; Physalacriaceae
Exons: 1
Source: RefSeq, a predicted model, not a curated record
GCUCUUUGCCAUGCGUAUCAGCCUGACGCUAGAGAACAACGGCUCCGUCGCACGAGACCACCUCGCUUCUGAGCGGACCUUCCUUGCAUACGUCCGGACCUCCCUCGUCCUCGCCGCCACCGGCGUCGCUCUUGUCCAGCUACUCUCCAUCUCAUCCAGCACCAGCACCGCCUCUAACCAGACCACCUUCUCGCCUAGCGGGGGAGCACAGGGCUACGCCCGCCCGCUGGGAGCCACAGCCGUCAUACUAUCCCUAGGGAUCCUAUGCGUGGGGAUGGCGAGGUACUUUUCGAUACAGGGUGC